Messenger RNA from Cooperia oncophora, 324 nucleotides. Lineage: Eukaryota; Metazoa; Nematoda; Chromadorea; Rhabditida; Trichostrongylidae. The record is from the annotation of a GenBank genome assembly.
AUGCAAUUGCCAGGAGCAUUUGGUAUAUCAUUAACGACCUAUAUAUGGGCUCCAUUUCAGGACGAAACUCCUCGUCGACCUAACUACAGCAAUACUAUCCAGUCGAUGACACUGAUUGAGAACAGUCUAACAAAUUUCUCUCUGAACAACAUCAAUAACAUGUUCAACUGUCGUCAUCCAAAGAGCCAAGUAUCACCUUAUCUUCUUUGGCCGUUUAGUAACAAAGCAAUUAUAUGCAAUUUUUCCGACUGUAUGAUGUUUUUAUUUCUAUCCUUACCUGCAGCCUUUGGCAAUAUAAUGGUUUGCCGGCUUUACUGUCCGUGA